Molecule: messenger RNA, 6678 nt
Organism: Ictidomys tridecemlineatus (thirteen-lined ground squirrel)
Lineage: Eukaryota; Metazoa; Chordata; Mammalia; Rodentia; Sciuridae
Gene: Cep170
Product: centrosomal protein 170
Cellular component (GO): centriole
Molecular function (GO): protein binding
Source: RefSeq, a predicted model, not a curated record
ACCGGGCUUGAGAGGAUAAGGCCUGGCUCCUCGCCCUUUCCCGAGGCGCCUGCGCAUUAAGCGCCCGCUCUUGCCGUUACCGCUAUGUGUGGGGCGUGUGUAGAAUAACGUUAUUGCCCAGCGGAGCUGAGGGGCCUGGAGCUCGGCCGCGGCAGCAGCGACGACGACGACGACGACAGCGGCGACGACGACGACGGGGUGGGGGGAGGACGGCGUGCUAGCGACUCACGGGACGCAACGCGCCCCGCCUCCCCCGUCCGGUCCCUCUCUCAACGGUGAGGGGAUGACGUAGCUUUGCCAAAGACUUAGAAGCUAAGCAGAAAAUGAGCUUAACAUCCUGGUUUUUGGUGAGCAGUGGAGGCACUCGCCACAGGCUGCCACGAGAAAUGAUUUUUGUUGGAAGAGAUGACUGUGAGCUCAUGUUGCAGUCUCGCAGCGUGGAUAAGCAACAUGCUGUAAUCAAUUAUGAUGCCUCUACAGAUGAGCAUUUGGUGAAAGAUUUAGGCAGCCUAAAUGGGACAUUUGUGAAUGAUAUAAGGAUUCCAGAACAGAGUUAUAUUACCCUGAAACUUGAAGAUAAGCUGAGAUUUGGAUAUGAUACAAAUCUUUUUACUGUAGUAAGAGGAGAAAUGAGGGUCCCUGAAGAAGCCCUAAAGCAUGAGAAGUUUACCAUUCAGCUUCAGUUGUCCCAGAAAUCUUCAGAAUCAUCAGAAUUAUCAAAAUCUGCAAGUGCUAAAAGCAUAGAUUCAAAGGUGGCAGAUGCACCUACAGAAGUGCAACACAAGCCUACAGAAGCACUGAAAACUGAGGAAAAAGCCUCAGAUAUUUCUGCUAUGCCCCGUGGUACUCCAUUAUAUGGACAGCCAUCAUGGUGGGGGGAUGAUGAAGUGGAUGAAAAAAUAGACUUCAAGUCAAAUGGCAAAGCUGAAGAAAAAAAUCAUGAAACUGGAACAUCAGGGUGCAGCAUAGAUGCCAAGCAAGUUGAGGAACAGUCUGCAGCUGCAAAUGAAGAUGUACUUUUUCCUUUCUGUAGGGAACCAAGUUAUUUUGAAAUCCCUACAAAAGAAUUCCAGCAACCUUCACAAAUAACAGAGAGCACUAUUCAUGAAAUCCCAACAAAAGACACACCAAGUUCCCAUACAACAGGUGCAGGGCAUGCUUCAUUUACCAUUGAAUUUGAUGACAGUACCCCAGGGAAGGUAACUAUUAGAGACCAUGUGACAAAAUUUACUUCUGAUCAGCGCCACAAGUCAAAGAAGUCAUCUCCUGGAACUCAAGACUUGCCAGGAAUUCAAACAGGAAUGAUGGCUCCAGAAAACAAAGUAGCUGACUGGCUAGCACAAAACAACCCUCCUCAAAUGGUAUGGGAAAGAACAGAAGAGGAUUCCAAAAGUAUAAAAAGCGAUGUUCCAGUGUACUUGAAAAGGUUGAAAGGAAAUAAACAUGAUGAUGGUACACAAAGUGACUCAGAGAAUGCUGGGGCUCAUAGGCGCUGUAGCAAACGUGCAACUCUUGAGGAACACUUAAGGCGCCACCAUUCAGAACAGAAAAAGCUACAGAAGGUGCAGGCUCCUGAAAAGCAUCAAGACCAGGCUGUUGUAUUUGGAGUAGAUGACAAUCAGGAUUAUAAUAGACCUAUUAUCAAUGAAAAACAUAAAGACCUGAUAAAAGAGUGGGCUCUCAGUUCUGCUGCAGUAGUAAUGGAAGAAAGAAAACCACUGAGUACAUCUGUAUUUCACAACUCAGAGGAAGGCACAUCUUCAUCUGGAAGCAAACGUUGGGUUUCACAAUGGGCUAGUUUGGCUGCUAAUCAUACAAGACAUGAUCAAGAAGAAAGAAUAAUAGAAUUGUCUGUACCUGUUCCUUCAGAAAAUGAGGCAGACAUUGGUGAAUCUGGCAUUUCUCUGAGAAGAACUGGAUCUGUAGCUUCCUUGGCUGGGCAGGGAGAGAGAAGGAGACGAACUCUUCCCCAGCUUCCAAAUGAAGACAAGUCUCUUGAGAGCUCUAGAGCAAAGAUUAUAGCACAAAGGUCAGAAAUAGGUGAAAAGCAAGACACAGAACUGCAGGAGAAAGAAACACCAACAGGGGUACACCAGAAAGAUAAACAAGAUGCUGACAGAACCUUGAAUAAAGUGAAUAGAACAAUAAAUGGUGGAGAUAAUAAAAUCCUGCCUCACAUAGGCAACUCUACUCCUGGGAAGGAAAAGAGUGAACCUGAUAAGGAAGCUUCUUUAGUAAAGCAGACAUUAGCAAAAAUUCAGCAGCAACAAGAACAGAAGGAGCAGGCCCAGUGGACACCUGCUAAAUUAUCUUCAAAAAAUAUUUCAUGUCAGAUAGAUAAAUGCAGGGAGGAAACUUCUAAACAAGAGUCCCAACCUCCAGACAAAAUUCCAGGACAUUCUACAAGCAAAGGAGAAAGAGUAAUACAAAAUGAGAGCAAGAGAAGAAAAGCUGAGGAAAUUCUGAAAACUCAGACUUCAAAGGGAGGAGACAAGAAAGAAUCCUCCAAGUCAUUAGUGCGACAAGGGAGCUUCACUAUAGAAAAACCUAGCCCAAACAUACCUAUAGAACUUAUUCCUCAUAUAAAUAAACAGACUUCAUCUACUCCUCCUUCUUUAGCAUUAACAUCUGUAAGUAGACUACGAGAAAGAAGUGACUCUUUGGAUACUGAUUCUAGUAUGGACACAACUCUUAUUUUAAAAGACACAGAAGCAGUAAUGGCUUUUCUAGAAGCUAAAUUGCGUGAAGAUAAUAAGACUGAUGAAGGCCCAGAUACUCCCAGUUAUAAUAGAGACAAUUCUAUUUCACCAGAAUCUGAUGUGGAUACAGCUAGUACUAUCAGUCUGGUCACUGGAGAGACUGAAAGAAAGUCAACCCAAAAACGAAAGAGUUUCACUAGCCUCUAUAAAGAUAGGUGUUCCACAAGUUCUCCUUCCAAAGAUGUAACAAAAUCAUCAUCUUCGGGUGCUAGGGAGAAAAUAGAAAAAAAACCAAAAAGUCGUUCCUCAGAUGUAGGUUCAAGGUCAGAUGGUCGUAAAUUUGUACAAUCCAGUGGAAGAAUAAGGCAGCCUUCAGUAGAUUUAACAGAUGAUGACCAAACCUCAAGUGUACCUCAUUCUGCUAUCUCUGAUAUUAUGUCAUCUGAUCAGGAAACUUAUUCCUGUAAAUCUCAUGGAAGGACUCCACUUACCUCAACUGAUGAGCAUAUACAUUCCAAACUGGAAGGAGGUAAAGGAACAAAAUCUAAGACUUCUCCUGUAGCAUCUGGGUUAUCCAGUAAGUCAACUACUCUUCCAAGGCCACGACCUACCAGGACUUCCCUCUUGCGCAGAGCACGACUUGGUGAAGCUUCAGACAGUGAACUUGCUGAUGCUGACAAAGCAUCUGUUGCUUCUGAAGUAUCCACAACAAGUUCUACAUCCAAGCCACCCACAGGAAGGAGGAACAUUUCUAGGAUUGAUUUAUUGGCUCAGCCUCGUAGAACAAGGCUUGGUUCAUUAUCAGCUCGUAGUGAUUCUGAAGCUACAAUAUCUAGAAGUAGUGCCUCUUCACGUACUGCAGAAGCCAUCAUUAGAAGUGGAGCCAGAUUAGUACCAUCAGAUAAAUUUUCUCCUAGAAUUAGAGCUAACAGUAUCUCUCGACUAUCAGACUCCAAGGUCAAAAGUAUGACCUCAACUCAUGGCUCUCCUUCAGCCCUGAAAACCACUCGCUUGCAGAGCACUGGAUCAGCAAUGCCUACUAGUUCUUCAUUCAAGCACCGGAUUAAAGAACAGGAAGACUACAUCCGAGAUUGGACUGCUCAUCGAGAAGAAAUAGCUAGGAUCAGCCAAGAUCUUGCUCUCAUUGCUCGGGAGAUCAACGAUGUAGCAGGAGAGAUAGAUUCAGUGACUUCAUCAGGCACUGCCCCUAGUACCACAGUAAGCACUGCUGCCACCACCCCUGGCUCUGCCAUAGACACUAGAGAAGAGGUAGGAGAUCUUCAUGGAGAAAUGCAUAAGUUGGUUGAUCGUGUUUUUGAUGAAAGUCUCAACUUCCGAAAGAUCCCUCCAUUAGUUCAUUCUAAAACACCAGAAGGAAACAAUGGUCGAUCUAGUGAUCCGAAACCUCAAACAACAGAGCCUCCUGAUCAUCUAACAAUUACAAGACGGAGAACCUGGAGCAGGGAUGAAGUCAUGGGAGAUAAUCUGCUGCUGUCAUCUGUCUUUCAGUUCUCUAAAAAGAUAAGACAAUCUAUAGAUAAAACAGCUGGAAAAAUCAGAAUAUUAUUUAAAGACAAAGAUCGGAACUGGGAUGAAAUAGAAAGCAAAUUAAGAGCUGAAAGUGAGGUCCCUAUUGUGAAAACCUCAAGCAUGGAGAUUUCUUCUAUUUUACAGGAGCUGAAAAGAGUUGAAAAGCAGUUACAAGCAAUCAAUACUAUGAUUGACCCAGAUGGAACUUUGGAAGCUCUCAACAACUUGGGAUUUCCUAGUGCUAUCUUGCCAUCUCCACCGAAACAGAAAUCCAGUCCUGUGAAUAACCACAGCAGCCCGGGUCAGACACCAACACUUUGCCAGCCAGAAGCUAGGGUUCUUCUUCCUGCUGCUGCCUCAGUCUCAGCUGAAUUUGAGAAUGCCGAAUCUGAGGCUGAUUUCAGUAUACAUUUCAAUAGGUUCAACCCUGAUGGGGAAGAGGAAGAUAUUACAGUACAUGAAUGACUUUCUCUUGAUUGUUAAAACAAUUACCUGUGGAAUGUCUAGGAAUUAUUGGAAGCAGCAUAGUAUUGACAUACAAAACAAGACAAUUUGGUCAACUACAAUCUUGUCAUCCCUGUCUUCUUAAUUUUAUUUAUUUUUUUACCUAAAAUGAAGCGUCAUAGUAGUGCUUUCAAACCAUUUAGAUAACCACUUGAUGCACAUAUAGGGAAAAGCAGAUUGUGGCAAAUUUACCUUUUGUGGUUUUAUGAUUUUCAAAUUGAAUUAUUGCAUCCUUUCCCUUCAUAGAUCUUUGUUUUUUUUUUAAGCCAUGCUGUGACCUACAAGCAAACUAAAUAUCCCCCUGACUCCUGUGCCAAGCUGCUCCCUGAAAUGGACUUCCUCUUCAUCUGUACAGAUUUGUUAAACAUUCUAUUUGCUUCUUAAUGUUAGGUUUAUAUUAGUACUCAUUACCAUUGGACCCAAUGACAUUGUUCUCCACAGUAAAGCAGACCUUUUACAACUGUCAUUCUGUGUCCUAAAAUUUUCCAGCAUAGAUGUGAUUUAUAUAACUUUGUUGCUACAUAACUUGUCUUGGGGUUUAUGGAGAUUAACCAUUAUGUUUGCACUAAGAUUUACUGGGAGUGGUAGGUGGACAUAUCUAUAUCAAUAAGGACUAACCGUCUUUUAUGUACAUAGGAAAUUGAUAAUACUGUAUUUGUUUUAACCCCACAGUGUUUUACUCCACUUUCAAAAAGAUCAAUUUGGCACUUUUUUUCAAUUUUUUAAAUGGAAAUAAGAUUUUGUCCUCUCAUUUUAGAUUAAAUGAUAACUAGAAAGAUUAAACUAGACAGAUAGUUUAGGUGGAGUAUAUUUUUAAAACUAAGAACAUGUAUAUCGGUCCUGUGCUACCAAGUUUAUAUGUGACAGUUGAAAAAAAUUCCCCCUGAAAUAAUCAUGAGGUUAAAAUUUUCUUCAUUAGGAAACUUGGAGAAUCAGUAGUUGUAAGAUUAGUUGAUAGUUUCACUCCCAAGCAAUGAAUUGCUUCUGUGUGUUUCCCUGUAGGACCCAAUAGUAAAUCCUGUCUCAGUUUUAAAACACAUUUAUGAAGACCCUGAAAGACAACGAUGACAAAGGCUUUUGGCUUAUGCUACUAAAUAGAAAGCCUAUGAAAAAUAUCUUCGAUAAACUUUUUAUUUUUUUUCUUUCCUUCCAGUAAGUUCACAUUUGGGUGACUUUAAAAAUAAAGUAAUUAUCUUUGUGUUUCCAGAACACUAUAAUUUGGGUGAAUCUUAGUUAAAUAUUUUUAGACCGGGAUUUCCCCCUUGAUUCCAACAGCCCCUAAAGGUUAAACUGUAACUUUUGUGAAAUAGUCUUUAAUUUUAAUUUCAGCAAUAACCUGUUCUACCUUAUUUAAAGAAACAAAGUAAUUGUGUACUUCAGAACUUUAUAGGAUUUUAAAAAUCCUGUACUAUUGGAUCAAUUAAUAAAAAGGCAGAGUCUUUUUGUAGAGUUGUAAAAACAAUUCUGUUGUAUACUGGAUUUCAUGUUUUUAUUUAAACAAACAAAAGAUAAAGAACUCCUUGUAAAGCUAAUUUCCCAUUGUAUCUAAUAAAGGAAGACUAAAAAAGGUUUUAAAGUACAUAAAAGGAAAGAUAAAAAUGCACUAAAGGAAUAAAUAAAACGUUCAAACAGGGUCAGUCCAUUUGAAGAAAAAAGUUGAACAAAAUAAUCAUCAUUGCUCCCUCUUUUGUUUAAUGUUUGGGUACUGAUCAUAUCCACAUGGAAGUAGAAGGUAAGGAGUUAGAAAAUUUAGCAUUUACUCUACUUACGUUAUUGUUUGUUUAUACAGUUUUGUUUAAUUAUAAACAUUUGGCCUUUUACUAUGUUAUUUUUAUUUUGUAUGAAUACAUUAUUCUCCUUAUUUAUUUUUGUUACAUUUAUUACUUAUGUUAUUUUGUUAAGCAUUUACAAUUCCAUUUUUAAAUAAAGUGUUUCUGGAACUUUA